Messenger RNA from Colletotrichum chrysophilum, 1173 nucleotides. RefSeq lists its product as uncharacterized. The transcript is spliced from 3 exons. Bases 1 to 1173 code for a protein of 390 amino acids. The record is from RefSeq and is a predicted model, not a curated record. Lineage: Eukaryota; Fungi; Ascomycota; Sordariomycetes; Glomerellales; Glomerellaceae. Gene Ontology annotation, molecular function: hydrolase activity, acting on carbon-nitrogen (but not peptide) bonds, in linear amidines.
AUGGCGCGACUUAGUCUCGACGACACAGACAAGCAAGUGAGAGAUUGGUUCAUGCAGCACGCCAAAUCGCUCGGCUGCGAGACCUUCUAUGAUGAGAUGGGCAACUUGUUCGCCAUCCGCGCUGGAAAGAAAAAGAAUGCCCCGCCAAUCAUGAUGGGAUCCCAUCUUGACACACAGCCCACUGGCGGUCGCUACGACGGCAUCUUGGGUGUCAUCUCUGGUCUCGAGGUGCUGCGAGUCUUGAGUGAGAAUGAUUAUGAGACCGAAGGGCCAGUUGGCGUCGUCAAUUGGACAAACGAAGAGGGUGCGCGAUUCCCGAAAAUGGCCGUAUCAUCAGGCGUUUGGGCUGAAGCCAUCCCCCUUCAAACAGCCUGGGACCUGAGGGAGGUGUCAUCACGCGACGGUCAACCCAAAUCCAUGAAGGAGGAGCUCGACAGAAUUGGCUACACCGGUGAACGCGCGGCUUCGUACCGCACAAAUCCUUUUGCUGCCCACUUCGAGCUACACAUCGAACAGGGACCUAUUCUGGAAGAUGAAAAGCAAAAGAUUGGUGUCGUUCAAGGCGUGCAAGCUUUCAAAUGGUUCAACAUCACUGUCAGAGGUCGCGAUAGUCACGCCGGAACAACACCACUGUAUGCGCGCAAGGACCCGGUUCUCUGUGCAAGUAAGCUUCUCGUUGCGGCCAACGCCAUCGCCCAUGAGUUCAAUGGUCUCGCUACAACGGGCAUCUUCACUACAGACCCAGGAACAGUCAACACAAUGGCGCACACAGUCAAGUUCACCCUUGACGUGCGGCAUGUAGAGGACGCAGUGUUGGGCGAGAUGGUCCGCCGCUGCGAGGAAGAGUUUGAGCGUGUCGGAAAAGAUGACAGCGGGAAAGGAUGCGUUGUGGACUGGGAACUCCUGGUCGACAGUCCGGCUGUUCAGUUCCAUCCGGAUUGCAUCGCUGCUGUUGAGGCGAGUGCUGCUGAUGUGUGCUCCACGCUUCCCGAGGCCGGUGAGCGUAAGCUAUUCAGACCAAUGAUUAGUGGUGCCGGACACGACAGCUGCUACACGAACCUGCGGGUGCCGACAAGCAUGAUCUUCACACAGACGAGGGAGGGCAUCAGCCACAACCCUGCGGAAUAUUGCUCACCGGAGGACUGGUAUUAUCAUUCCUGUCAACCUGAUUGA